AUGAGCGCAAACAACCUGCUGGCGCUACCGCUCAAGGCCACAGACUCGCUGCCAUCUCUCGCAGACGAAAUCAUCGCCUUCGUCGCAUCGGCAAGCGAGACGACGCAUCCAGCAGCUGUGGAGGAGGAUGCGCGGGCGCUGCAGGCUCUGCGGGAGAAGGCUUUGGGAGCUGGCGAAGCGGCAGUCCCCCUCGUCAAUCUCGCUACUUUGACAGACCUGACGAGAUACUACGCCCAACUCACCUUCGCCAAGUCCCGGCUGCCCGCCUCGUUCCCCGUCUCCUUCCCAUGGUAUCCGCUCUUUUCGACUCCAUCUGCCCUCCCUCUCGCAUUAGGCUCCUUCUCGACGGUUUCUGCGCCCGUCGCGCUGCCCGAUCUCGACUACGAGCGUCUCGCUGUCCUCUACAACCUCGCUGCUGUGCACGCAGCUCUCGGGACAGAACGGCGGAGAACAGAUCAGGAAGGUAUCAAGGCUGCAAUCGCGUCUUACCAGAAUGCAGCUGGCACCCUCUCUCUCCUGCUUGACCAACUAGGCGACUUGCAUAGACCAUCUCCUGGAGCGUCGCCUUCCAUCUGGCCAGCCGACCUUGCUCGACCGACCAUCGAAGCUUUGCGGGAUCUCUGCCUCGCCCAAGCGCAAGAAGUGGCUUGGCAGAAAGCCGUCAUGGAUCGCCUCAAGAACGGCAGCGUCGCCAAGCUCGCGCUCCGUGUCGCCGAGUUCUACCAACAAGCGCAGCAGGCGGCCAACCUCGCACGAGCUGGAACGGGUUCUUCAGCGCCUUUCCCCUUUCCCGAGGACAUCAGCCGAUACCUCGCCGUCAAAGCUGCACACUUCACUGCCGUGGCGCAGUACCGGCGAAGCAUCGACGACCUUGGCGCAAACCGGUAUGGCGACGAGCUUGGCCGCCUGCAACUCGCCGAUCAACAGCUCAAGCAAGCUGUCGCGCUCGGCAAAAGCGGUGUUCCCCUUCCCGUGCUGAGUGACCUCAAGUCGCUCCAGAAGACUGUCUCGGAGAACCUUGCGCGCGCCACGAAAGACAACGACCUGAUCUACCUUGCGACUCCGACACCUUCGUCGGUCCUGCCAUCGAUUGUCUCCGCCACACUCGUGAAGCCCGUUAUUCCGCCCGAGCUCGCUUCACCUCUCAAGUAUCUACACUCGCAAGGCGGAGGGCUCGGCAAACCCCUACUCGAAGCGCUUGUGCCGAAGGAGACGCUCGAGAUCCUGUCGCUUUGGGAAGACCGGAAGAAGACUUGGCUCGCCGACAAGGUUACUUCGACAGCGCGAGAGCUGGAUGCGGUCAGCACUGCAUGCUUGACUGAGCUACAACUUCCUGCUGCGCUCGACGCCGUCCAGCAACCGCUCGGCGUUCCUUCAGCGAUUUUGACGAAGGCGGCAGCGAUCAAGAGCGAAGGCGGGAUCGCGAGGCUCGAAGCGAUGAUGAAGGACGUCCGGCGUGUUGCCGAGGUCAACCGGAAGUUGCUACAGGAGUCGGAAGACCUUAUUGUGGAGGAGUCCGCGGAUGACGCCGCUCGACGAGCCGAACACGGCAGCCGCCGCUGGACGCUGUCCCCGUCCUCCGAAAUCGCCGCUCCACUCGCGCAGCGAGCUGGACAGCUUUCGAGCUUCCUCAGAACGGCUGCGCAGAGCGACAGCACAGUCCGAGCCAACUUCGGCGAGUGGCAGAAGGUCCUCGAAAUCUUCGACGCUGGUCAGGACGCGAUCGCUCGUGCCAUUCCUUCUGGCGAUGCGUCGAACGUCUCGCUUGCAGCGCCACAAGUUGCAGCCGCCCGUGACUUGCGCGCUCUACUCGACGAGCUUGAAGGUGUGCAGGCUGCGCGCAGGCGCCUCGUCGAGGCGGCGAGAACGGCUGUCGCCCAAGCCGACAUUCGAACGCGCCUGCUUUCCGACCAUGCUGCCUCGCCUACAUCCUCAGGAGGACUCGCCUCGUUCGAGCCACUGCUUGAGGCGGAGAUGAAGAAUCUCGCCGAGCCGUACGAGCGCGAGCUUCUUGCAUCCGACUCGCAUCAGCAAGACAUCCUCAGCAACAUCAAAGCUCUCCACGAAGUAUUCGUGCAGCAUCGCCGGGGCCAGGCGAGCAUGCGAGAGCGCGAAGAAGCUCUUCAGCGCUUCGAUACUGCGCACGUCAAGUACUUCGAUAUGCUCACGAAUCUCAAGGAAGGCUUGAAGUUCUACGCCGACCUGUCCAAGUUGGCUGGCGAGCUGCGAGACUCGGUCAAGACGUUCGUCCAUGCCCGCCGAAACGAGGCUGACAACCUUGAGCAUGCGUUGGCGUCGCGGGAUGUGCAACCGCCCCAUCCGCUCACGGUUCCCGAGCAAGCUCCGCGAACCAGGGCAGGUCCGCAAGCGCCAGCCGAGACGCAAACGCCGAGGCGAGCGACGAGGUCGAGUGCGAGAAGCGAUGGGACGGGCGGCCACAACCCCUCCGCUUCGACGCCUUCGCGCCUUUCCGCCCGUCACGCAGCAAUACCCUCCCGUCAAGAUAGCCGCGUUCAACAAGUCGAACCAGCAGAGGAAGGAUGGAGCCCAGCCCAAGGCAUUCGCUUCGGCUGA
This is a messenger RNA of Rhodotorula toruloides NP11, 2574 nucleotides long. Its product is annotated as pH signal transduction protein. Gene Ontology annotation, cellular component: endosome. Bases 1 to 2574 code for a protein of 857 amino acids. The transcript has 15 exons. NCBI's taxonomy places the organism in Eukaryota, Fungi, Basidiomycota, Microbotryomycetes, Sporidiobolales, Sporidiobolaceae. Gene Ontology annotation, molecular function: protein binding. The record is from RefSeq and is a predicted model, not a curated record.